Molecule: messenger RNA, 2887 nt
Organism: Osmerus eperlanus (European smelt)
Lineage: Eukaryota; Metazoa; Chordata; Actinopteri; Osmeriformes; Osmeridae
Gene: ppp1r2
Product: protein phosphatase 1, regulatory (inhibitor) subunit 2
Exons: 6
Coding region: 249-866 (205 amino acids)
Biological process (GO): regulation of signal transduction
Molecular function (GO): protein phosphatase inhibitor activity
Source: RefSeq, a predicted model, not a curated record
GCCAGUUUAUUUCAUAGCAGUCUGUGCUGAGGAAGUCUCCAGUGAGUGGUAGCUAACCAGCUACUUGAGAACAUGAUUAUUAAACUGAGCGUAGGUGCCUGAGUUAAAGGGAAACCGGGAGCUUUGAAUGCGUCCAUCGUUACUCCCACUUAGCUCGUUUAUUUGAAUUGCUAAACCACAGGGCACACAUUAGAGGGAAAACGCACCUGCUUGCUAGGGACACUAGCAAGUGAGACCAAGCGUGUGGAAUGGCAGCUCCCCGACCAAUAAAAGGUAUUCUGAAGAACAAGAACAGCGGGGCAAAUGUCAAAUCUGCCCCAGAAGUGCCGGUUGAGAACGUAGAACAAGCGGAAUUGGGACUUCUGGAGGAUGAUCAACAGAAGAAGUCGCAGAAAUGGGACGAGAUGAACAUCUUGGCCACGUACCACCCGGCAGAUAAGGACUACGGGCUGAUGAAGAUCGAUGAGCCCAGCACCCCCUACAACAGGAUGGCAGGGGAAGAGGAUGACGAGGGGGCACUGAGCGACUCGGACGGCAACGCGGUCGCCGUGGACGACCUGGCGACAAAGUUGGCAGCGGCAGAGGGAACAGACCCACGCUUCAUGAGGGAGGAGGAAGAGGAGGAGGAUAGCAGUGAGGAAGAGGAGGAAGAGCUCAGCCCAGAGGACCAAGUGAAAAAGCAGCAGUUCCAAAUGAUGAGGAAGAUGCACUACAACGAAGGGCUCAAUAUCAAGCUGGCCCGGCAACUCAUCGCCAGCGAGCUGGAGGAGGAGGAGGAGGAUGAGGACGAAGAGAUGAGGGACGACACUGAAACAGAGGACAUCAACGUCGACCCCCCGCAAGACGCUGAUUCGCUGGAUUCCUAGAAGAGGACCCCGACCGCCCCUGUGGCUCAUGAAAUAUUCAUAAGACAAGACUUGUGUGUUCAGUGCUGGGCAUGACGCAGACACCGCCUCACACCCUUCCCUUUUAAAAAAAGAAAAGGAAAAAAAAAAUACAAAUAAAAAUCUGCUGUGUUAUUGUGUGAUUGUGUGCACUCCCAGAAACACUGCAAUGCUGACGCGAAGCAUAUUGAGCCUACCAGUUGUGUGUUCUGUUGCCAAGUUACCCCGUGCGCCCCCCCCCUCCCCUUCCAAAUGGAAUCCACAACUCAAAGAACGAGACCAAUAACUGAGACUUAUCAACAAGGAUUCCUUCCUUCCUCUCCCUGCAAUGCUAGCUCUCCUGUCUGCCUGUCCAGCUGCAGGGUACCUGAAGUCAAACGGCCUCAAAAUGUCAGUCAGUCCUGAACGUGGCGGAGGUGUUGAACUGGGGUGGAUCAAAUGUCGGAAGGAUUGUUUUGUUUUUUUCUUUGCCAUUGUCUGUCUUUCUCCCCACACCAACCAUCAGUACUUUCAUGUGAAUGAAGUAGGAAAACAUAAUAAGAUAGCUGCUAAUUCUUGGUGUUUGUUUUCAAAUCAAUCCGCCCCCCUUGUGGUAUCCCCUUUUAAUACGCCUUGGUCAUCGGGGAUCACCUUGAUUAGGAAGAAACUCCAUGACCACAUGUAUGCAUAUUCACCCCUUUGUAACGUUUAUGUGCACAUAUUAACCUCUAUUACCACUUUAUCAAAAUAGCCCGGUCUAUUAGCUGAACUCAAAUAACCGAUAUACAGUAAUUUAAUAGUAUUUAUAAUCCAAACCUGUAAUUAGGUUCCGAAUUCAAGUUGUACAACAGUCAGUCAUUUCUAGAACUUUGUAAUACAUUUCCACAUAACGGUCACCUGCUCUGUAUAGUACAUUAUGCCUUUGCCAGUCCAGUAAAUAUUAUAUUGUCUACAUGUGCUCAAGUUAAGGGGAGGGCUAAUUUACAAGAAAUUACCCCAGAUGUUGCAUACUACUGAUGAUUACAAAUGUCCCAUACAAAUAUCCCUAAUGCUACUGACUCCAUCCCGAGGGGUUGUGGGAUGUGAUUGGCUGAAUUACUACAGUAGUGGUUGGACGCCUACUUUGUAUUCUUCUGCAGAAUGAAGGGUAAUGGGGGUUGUCGUAGUGUGUACUUGUGAGAACAUGCUACAUCCUAUACUUCUAACAUGCUACUAGGUUUUCUGAGCAGUACACAGCCUUUAGUUAUUGAAUGCUAAUUUAUGAUUCUGCUAAUGAAAUCCUUGUCAUACAGUCACCUAUGUUUGUAUACAUGCAAUACCAUAUGGGUUGUAUAUGUCCCAUCUUGUAGUUUUGAGAUGUUAUUUUCUUAUAUGAUUGGCCGUUGCCUAACCAAAUUAUCCAAAUCUAUUAAUAAGAUCAGAUCUAAUUUGUCCAUCUAUUCAUGCCCCAGAAAGGAACGAUCCCUUAUCCUGUUAAUGGGGUGGUAUUUUUCAGAUUGCACAUGUAUUCCCCAUGUAUGUUUCCAAUGUAUUGGCCUCUUGUCCUUGGAAAAACAGCCCUGUGGUCAAGUCUUUGGAUCCAAUCCCCUGGAAAUACAACUUUGAAAUACUGUACUGCUCUUGCUUGAUUGGUCCUUAAUUUUACCUGUUGUCUGAAUGAUGAGGGAAGACCCAUUACAAGAAAGUGUAUUCACAUACAAAGAUUAAUCACUUUAAUCUGCUGCUUAUCUGUUGUAUUCUCUGAAUUAAAGGCAAACAGUUUUGUGAAUGGACUAAAUUACAUAACCUUUUAGAGGGUUAGAAGCUGGCAAAUGUGCCUAUUUUAUGAACAUGUUUAAAUGAAAAGAACACACUUAUUUCCCCCCGUGAUUAGUUAAGUGAGAUGCGUUCUCAUGAUCACGUCUCUUCAAAACAAUGGGUAUCUGUCGAUUUGUGAGUUUUUUUGUAUCUUGGAUGUGCAUGUUCUUAAUCAUAAGGAUGUGUGUUUAUUUUGUCACCCAUUAUUAAAUGAUGCCGAUAUGGAG